Vidua macroura (Pin-tailed whydah) is the source of this 2645-nucleotide messenger RNA. RefSeq names its product retinitis pigmentosa 1-like 1 protein. Gene Ontology annotation, cellular component: cytoplasm. The record is from RefSeq and is a predicted model, not a curated record. Lineage: Eukaryota; Metazoa; Chordata; Aves; Passeriformes; Viduidae. Gene Ontology annotation, molecular function: ATP binding; protein serine/threonine kinase activity. Bases 39 to 1748 code for a protein of 569 amino acids. The transcript is spliced from 14 exons. Gene Ontology annotation, biological process: intracellular signal transduction; regulation of MAPK cascade; regulation of axonogenesis.
CAGCUGUGGUCACAGCAGAGCCUGAUGGUUCCAAGAGAAUGACAGAAGCAGCAGCUGUCUCCGCCCCGGCUCCCUCUGCUCUUGGAGAAGAAGCCAAAGAGGAGCAAAAGGAGCAAGAGGACCACGAGCCUGCAGCUGUGGUCACAGCAGAGCCUGAUGCUUCCAAGAGAAUGACAGAAGCAGCAGCUGUCUCCGCCCCGGCUCCCUCUGCUCUUGGAGAAGAAGCCAAAGAGGAGCAAAAGGAGCAAGAGGACCACGAGCCUGCAGCUGUGGUCACAGCAGAGCCUGAUGGUUCCAAGAGAAUGACAGAAGCAGCAGCUGUCUCCGCCCCGGCUCCCUCUGCUCUUGGAGAAGAAGCCAAAGAGGAGCAAAAGGAGCAAGAGGACCACGAGCCUGCAGCUGUGGUCACAGCAGAGCCUGAUGGUUCCAAGAGAAUGACAGAAGCAGCAGCAGUCUCUGCCCCAGCUCCCUCUGCUCCUGGAGAAGAAGCCAAAGAGGAGCAAAAGGAGCAAGAGGACCACGAGCCUGCAGCUGUGGUCACAGCAGAGCCUGAUGCUUCCAAGGGAAUGACAGAAGCAGCAGCAGUCUCUGCCCCGGCUCCCUCUGCUCCUGGAGAAGAAGCCAAAGAGGAGCAAAAGGAGCAAGAGGACCACGAGCCUGCAGCUGUGGUCACAGCAGAGCCUGAUGGUUCCAAGAGAAUGACAGAAGCAGCAGCAGUCUCUGCCCCGGCUCCCUCUGCUCCUGGAGAAGAAGCCAAAGAGGAGCAAAAGGAGCAAGAGGACCACGAGCCUGCAGCUGUGGUCACAGCAGAGCCUGAUGGUUCCAAGAGAAUCCUUCCAGAGAAAGAGCAGGAGCAGAUUGCCUUAUCAGAGAUGCCAUGCCAGACUCAGGGAGAGCUGAGAGCCCAAGAGCAGGAAGAGCAGCUCAGGCAGCAGGUGGAAGAGCCACAGGAGAAUGGCCAGAGCAUCAAGGCAGAGCCACAAGCAGAGCAGCCCGAAGCUCAGAGUGCCAUCACGGAAGUAAAGAAGAACCAGGAAGACACGAGAAGAAUUCAAGAGGAGAUGAAUCUCCAUCAGCAGAGGGGCGAUCAACAAAACCAGGUGAGUGAAAGAGUGGCAGCCACUCCACUCAUGAAAGAUCCUCUCUCUUGUAUUUUACAGAACUUGAAGGAACAGCUGGACACAGACUUUCAGAAAGCUCACGCUAAGAUCAUGGCAAGGGAGAAGAGGCAGGAGGAAGAAAUUAAAAUCAUCAGAGAAAAACUUAAUCCCCUCCCUCAGGCUCUACAAAAGCAAGUGGCCAUAAAGAAAAUAAAUCUCCAAGGACCGAGGAAGAAGGAACUAAAAGUCAAUGAACUUAUGCUCAUGAAGACAAAUAAGAAUCCCAACCUGGUCAACUAUUUAGACAGCUACCUUGUGGAUGGGCAGCUCUGGCUGGUCAUGGAGUACAUGGACGGAGGCACUCUGAGCGAUGUCAUCAGCGAGACCUACCUGUCUGAAGACGAGAUGGCAGCCAUCAGUCGGGAGUGCCUGCAAGGCCUGGAUUUUCUUCACUCGAACCACGUGAUCCACCGAGAUGUGAAGAGCAGCAACAUCCUUCUCAGAACCGAUGGCUCUGUCAAGCUGGGUCAGUGUAUUCUUGGUCAGGUGCAGCAUUCCAGGGAUGUGGGCUGUGGGGCUGCUUUGAGUGACUGCCAGCUCCCCAAAAAUGGUGCUGGUGGCAGUGCAGGGCCCCCCACUGUGAGCUGAUGACACAGUUGCAACGUGCACAGAGGUAUAUGGAACCACGAGAAGUCAAGAGUGGCAUUGCUCUGUGUGUGUCUCUUCCAGAGGGAGGGAGCUACAAUGUAAAGCUUCAGGGGAAUGAAGGCCACUGCUGUGAGCAGCUUAAAACAACUGGGGUUUUUUUGGAAGUGGUCAAUUCCAUACUUCCUUGUCUAAAGCCCUGAGGAAACAGAGCGUGGACAGUUCUCCAGGAGACUCAACAGCACAUUCUUAGACUGAGAGUGGGGAAUUCUUUUGCUUGAUUUCCUAACUUGAGCUGGCUUUCAUGGUAUGUUUUUUUCUCCACAGUUGACUCUGGCCCCUUUGCUCAGCUCACCCCUGAGCAGAGUCGACAGAGCUCAGUGGCCAGCAUUUCUGGGUGGAUGGCGCCUGAAGUGGUGACAGGUCAACCAUAUGGCCCCAAAGUGGACAUAUGGUUUUUUGGAAUCGUGGGCAUCGAAAUGGUGGAACGAGAAGUCCCUUACCGGAAUAAAACUGUUUCGGCUCAACUCCUGAUAGCCAGAGGAGGGAGACCAAAGCUGCGGCAGCCCAACCGAUGCUCGUCUUGCCUGCGUGACUUCCUGAGCUGCUGCCUGCAGACAGACGAGGCACGGCGCUGGUCUGCCAAGGAUCUCCUGCAGCAUCCAUUUGUAACAUCAGCCAAGCCAGCGUCCACCCUGGUACCACUCAUCAACUCAGUGAAGAAGGAGAAGAAGAAGAAGACAAGAAUCUAACAGUCAAGAUAUUAUCUCCAUAACCAAGUUAGAGUAGGAUUGUAGAGUAGGACUCUAAAGUAGGAUUAUUGAGUUGUUUUGUAGUAUAGGUUUAUAGAGUAGGAUUGGAAUUAAAUAAAGUUUCUGAAGCAUCAACUCAUUUGGCAGA